This is a messenger RNA of Diaporthe citri, 861 nucleotides long. RefSeq lists its product as uncharacterized. The coding region runs from base 1 to 861 and encodes 286 amino acids. The record is from RefSeq and is a predicted model, not a curated record. The transcript has 2 exons. Lineage: Eukaryota; Fungi; Ascomycota; Sordariomycetes; Diaporthales; Diaporthaceae.
AUGAAGGCCGCACACUUCACCGCCGCCCUUCUCUCCCUCGCACCCGUAGCAUCUGCAUAUGCCUGGCCAGAAUGGCUACCAGAGCUCGAUGCUCUGGUUGUGAGGCAGGACUCUGACUCUAGCGCAUCCUCCCCAGCACCUACUGCCACCGCAUCAGCAACCGAUGACCCUGCAGACGCCGGGAACCUGAACACGGCAGGCAUCACCACAGCGAGUGAUGCCGAAUCUGCAUCCGCGACCGACGAUGCAAGCGGGUCCGCAACGGGCACGGGCACGGACAAGGACGCGAGCUCAACGGGCAAGAAGAGCUCAAAGACGACGACGGCGAGCGUGAAUGCCGACGAUCCGGCCGGCAGCGCGGUCAUCUUGACACCACAGACCACCAUAACGAGCGCCCUCUACCGCAUUGGCGAGUUUGUCACCUUGGGCUGGAACUACACAAACGUGCAGGUCACCCCCACGGCAGUCGACGUCGUCAUAUCGUGUACCACCGCCUCCGAGUCUUGGACGCUGACGUCCAACAUGACCUAUGAGACCUCGGGUGCAUUGACCUGGGACACGGGUGCUUUCCAGAGCGACUCGGUCCAACAGCCUUUGCUCGUCGAGCAGUACAUCAUGUACAUCUACGACGCCGACUCGAGCAUCAGUGCAACCGCCGGGCCGGGCGAGCUGACGGCCGCUGCCGCCAUGACCUUUGGCCUGUACACCGGCCAGCCGUACACCCCGCUCGCUAGCGGCUGGGUUUGUGCUACCUGCAGUGGUGCCAUGUCCAGCAGCGAGAGACAAGCCAUCGGUUUCCUGUUCACCGUGGCGGCAAUUACCGUGGCGAGCUUCACCUGGUUCGUGACCGGUUUGUGGUGA